Molecule: messenger RNA, 739 nt
Organism: Cryptomeria japonica (Japanese cedar)
Lineage: Eukaryota; Viridiplantae; Streptophyta; Pinopsida; Cupressales; Cupressaceae
Product: non-specific lipid-transfer protein
Exons: 2
Coding region: 57-437 (126 amino acids)
Biological process (GO): lipid transport
Cellular component (GO): membrane
Molecular function (GO): lipid binding
Source: RefSeq, a predicted model, not a curated record
UCCCACAACCAAAAUUUGCAAGGAAAGGUCCUCCGAGCUCUAAGAAUCUUUCAGUCAUGGCAAGGGCAAUGGAGGGCAGUUGUGGGUUGAAAUUAGGUUUCUUUGUAGUGGUGAUAAUUGGCGUUGUGGUGGUGGGAAUGAGCGGCAGAGUGGAGGGCGCAAUAUCGUGCUCAACGGUGGUGACUGAUGUAACUCCAUGCUUGUCUUACGUUACAGGGAGCGACGCUCAGCCCACGCAGGGAUGCUGUAGUGGUAUUAAGUCUCUCAAUGCCGCCGCCGCAACUACGGAUGAUAGGCGAUCUGCAUGCAAUUGCAUUAAGUCUGCUGCGUCGUCGUCCAACGCUGACUAUGAUAAGGUCGGCAAGAUGCCUGGUCUCUGUGGGGUGAAGCUUGGCUAUACCAUAACGCCCUCUCUUAACUGUAACACGAUUCCCUGAGUUCCGGACAUGGCGGGUUUGUUAUUGUCAAGUCUUGGGUUCCAGUAAAAUUAUGUUAUCUACGUUGGAAGUUUUAGGAAACUGAUAGCUUUUUCUUAAAGGAUGUUUGUGUGGAGUACCAUGGCUCUGCCAUGUCGAAAUAAAUAUGCAUAGCUUGAUAUGAAAAAGUUUCAUGAUGUUUGAUAGACUCGUUGUGAGUCUGAUUUCAGAUUGUGGAGAAUUUCUUGUUCUUUCUCCUAAAAUGGAAUUUAGGAUGCUGAAAAAAGAAACACUCAGUUAUUCAAGAUUCAUUGUUGGGUUCA